AUGACAGCGAAUGCGGCAUGUAGCGUUAGGGAUUUUGACACCAUCCUUGCGUGGAAUGGCACAGAGCACUCUUCUCAUGAUGAAUGCCUCCAUUGGCAUUUCGAGAAGCAAGCUACCUCACGACCCAACACCCCAGCCAUCCUAACUACUCAUCAGGCUUACACCUAUGGGGAGUUAGAGGCUACGACUGCGCGCCUCGCCAAGUACCUCUCUCAAGAGUGUGGCGUAGGGCCGGAGGUCAUUGUGCCAGUUUGCUUUCCCAAGUCGGCUUUCGCCAUCGUUGCCAUGCUCUCAAUUCUUCGAGCCGGAGGUGCUUACACUGCACUCGACCCGGAAUAUCCUGAUACCAGGAUUCAGGAGAUUGUGCAACAGACCCAGGCAACAAUCGUUUUGGCAUCUCCUGAUUCUGUUGACCGUUUUGAGGGACUGGUGCAAAACGUGGUGCCCAUCUCGCAGGACCACCUCCUCGCAUUGCCCAAAGACACAGAUCGCCAAUCGCUUCCUUCUCUCGAUAUCAAGAAAGCCAGCCCAAGAAAUGCUUGCAUCGUCGUCUUUACUUCGGGUAGCACAGGUACCCCUAAAGGCAUCGUUUUAGAGCAUAGGCACAUGUGUGCCACCGCCCAUCAGCACGGCCGGGCCUUUAGAAUUCGGCGUGGUCUUCGUGUGCUGCAGUUUGCUGCCUACACGUUUGACAUGGCCAACUCGGACAUCUUCUGCACCCUGUUCCACGGAGGCACCAUCUGCGUCCCUUCAGAGGACGAGCGAAUGAACGACCUUGCCGGCUUCGUGGCACGGUUCCAGGUCGAGUCGGCCAAGAUCACCCCGUCCCUAGCCGGUCUGCUCAACCCGAUCGACAUGCCUAGCCUCAAGACCAUUAUACUGGGUGGUGAGGUUGCCUCCAAGGACCUUUUGACCCGCUGGGCGAAUUAUGCUGAGACAAUCAUCAGUUAUGGUCCUGCGGAGUGCGCCGUGACCUCGGCAAGUCAUGUUUACGUGAAGGGGGCCGAUGCUGGUGUCAUUGGCAGAGGUUUCGGCACACGAUUGUGGAUCGUGGACCCCAAUAGCCGCCACGUCAUUUUGCCUAUUGGCUCCGUGGGUGAACUCCUGAUCGAAGGUCCGAAUAUGACGGAGCAGUUCUUUGUCGGUGCCCCUGACUGGUGCGGCGACAAGAACAACAGUCAGGGCGAGCCUCGGCGUUUCUACAAGACUGGUGACUUGGUUCAGUAUGAUUCCGACGGCGUGGUGCGCUUCGUCGGCCGCAAGGACUCGCAGAUCAAGUUGCGCGGCCAACGUCUCGAACUCGGCGAGGUGCAGCACCAUCUCGAAGAGGCUUUCCCCAAGGCCUCAACAGUCCUCCCGGUUGUUAUCGCACUCCAUGUUUUGGGCGCUACCAAGAGUCUCGCAGCUUUCGUCCAAUUACGAGACGGUGCCGGUCUUGUUCAGACCAAGGAAGACAGCAUUGUCGCAUUUUACCUCUUGGGAACGGAUGAAUGGCAAGCCAGCGUCAAGGCUGCGCAUAAACUACUGUCGAAAGCUCUCCCCUCUUACAUGGUUCCGACGCAGUUCAUCCCGGUGUCUCAAAUACCAAGAAACGCAUCUUGGAAGACUGACAUACGGCGCCUGCAAGAGUUGGCUGCCGACCUCCCUCUGGGCGUGUUGACUCUUCUGGGCCCUUCCCCUUCACUUCCGUCUACCGGCCAAGAGUCCCUGACGGAGACGGAACUCAAACUACAAGAGCUUUGGGCCAACGUCCUGGCCCGUGAGCCUGGCCAACUAGGUCUCGACGACAGUUUUUUCUACAUUGGCGGCAGUUCACUUGAAGCCAUUCGCCUCGUUAGCCUCGCCCGCGGUCAAGGUCUUGAUUUGACGGUUCAGCAAAUUUUUCAAAGUCCCAAAUUGAGAGAUCAAGCUCGUUCGCUCAAGCCUCGUUUGGAGAUUGCACCAGAAGGCGAUACCAUCCCUCCACUGUCGCUGCUUAACCCAGAGACGGAUCGCCGUACGGCGCUACAGUAUGCUGCAAAGCUUGCUGAUGUCGAGCCGAGCCAGAUCGAAGAUAUCUUCCCGUGCACACCUCUGCAAGAGGGCCUGCUAGCCAUGACUGCUCAGCGUGAGGGAGAUUACGUUGCACGCAGCGUGUACCGCCUUCCCGCUUCGACUGAUCUAGCUCGCUUCAAGAGAGCGUGCGAAGAAGUAGUAGCCAAGGCACCGACUCUGCGCACCCGAGUGGUGAGUCUCCCCGACGAUGGUCUGGUUCAAGUUGUUGUCAAUGAAUCUUUCCAAUGGGGUCCCGUCCUGGACAUGGAUUCUAUCUCUUCUCUUGAGAGCCACAAACCCGGCCAGGCUCUAGGGUCAGGUUUGUCCUUUUUUGCUCUGGGCGAAAGCGCUCGGGAGGUAGCGACAUACUUCGUGUGGACAAUCCAUCACGCGCUCUAUGACGGUUGGUCUGCGCCACUCAUCUUGGACGCGAUCGAACAGGUGUACAACGACGGCCAGUCACCGGUCUUUGCCCCCUUCCAGAGUUUCGUCAAGCACGUACUCCAGCAGGACAACACAGCCGCUGAGGAUUUCUGGCAAGCCCAAUUCGAUGGCGGCGACGGCGCGGUUUCCUUCCCUGCGCUCCCCGACCCCUCGAAGGUGCCCCUUGCUGAUACCGUCGUGGACCGUCUCGUGAGCCUCGCCUGGCUUCGCAGCAGCACCACACCCGCAACAGCUGUCCGCACCGCCUGGGCAAUUCUGCAAUCUCAGAUCUCCGGAUCCAAGGACAUCGUCUUUGUGAUGCUACACAAUGAUGAGAAUGUGGAUGAUAUGCUACACGCGAUACAGAAGCAGAUGGUGGACAUGCUUCCAUUUGAGCAGUUUGGCGUUCAGAACAUCAAACGAGUUUCCGGCGCUGCUCGCGAUGCUUGCCAAGCACAGACGCUCCUCUUGAUCCAACCUGUUGGCCAAAACCUGUCGCUGAGGCAGAACCGUCUCAUGUCUCACGUCUCUGGCUUUGUACACGAGACCAAGUCUUAUGCUCUCACGCUUUACUGCUACCUCGAGGUCGAUGGCGUGCACAUCUAUGCCGUGUUCGACUCGUCUGUGAUCAAGGAGGAGCGGGUCUCCAGGAUUCUGGGCCAGUUUGAGCACAUCUUGAAGCAGUUGAGCGACGCAGAGAAUCUUGCCCUGAAAGUUUCUGAUCUUGAGGUAGCUUCUCCCCAAGAUAUGAAAGACAUGUGGCGCUGGAACGCUCAAGUCCCCCCAACAGUGGACCGCUGUGUGCACGACAUGAUAAUCGACCGCGUCUAUCAACAGCCCGAGGCAGAAGCUAUCCAUGCUUGGGACGGCGACCUUACAUACGCACAAUUAGAUGCCCUAUCAUCAACUCUAGCUCGCCGUCUUAUCGAACUCGGAGUCGGCCCCAACAUGAUUGUGCCCCUCUGCUUCGAGAAGUCCAUGUGGACUCCCGUGGCCGUGAUGGGCGUCAUGAAGGCCGGAGGAUGUUCUGUCCUGCUGGACGGGGGACAACCAGAGCAGCGCUUGCAAACAAUUGUGCAGCAGGUCGUACCUAGCGUCAUGAUUGCCUCGGCCCUGCGCAGGGACGAGCCAUCAAGGCUCUGCACGUCCGACGGACUGAAGGUGAUAGUCUUGGAUCGACAGACUCUGGACGAGCUCGAGGCUGCUGACGUCGCAGUGCCUCUUCCCGUAGUGCCAACUUCUAGCUUGUUGUACCUUGUCUUUACUUCCGGCAGCACUGGACUGCCCAAGGGGGCCCAAGUCACUCACUCCAACUACGCGAGUGCGCUGCACUACCAGGGCAAAUUCUUCGGCUACCAGGCCACAUCUCGCGUGUACGACUUUGCGUCCUACUCCUUUGAUGGCGCUUGGUUCAACAUGCUUCAUACUCUCGAAGCCGGUGGUUGCGUCUGCAUCCCUUUGGACGAGGAUCGGCGGAACGACCUGUCCGCCUCGAUCAACCACAUGGGAGCCAACAUGCUCAACCUGAACGCCACGACCCACCGUCUCCUGAACCCGGCGUCACUCCCGGCCGUUAACAAUCUCAUUUCCUUGGGCGAGCCGAUCCGCAAGGAAGAUGUCGAGAUCUGGACACCUGGAGUCAUCAAGCAAGCCUAUGGCCCCGCCGAGUGCACCCCCAUCUCGACGGCUCUGCGCGGGGAGACCGGUGACCAACCAAAUGUCGGCAUAGGCAGCGGACUGGGCUCCCUCACUUGGGUUGUAGACCCGGACACCGGCCGAUUGAUGCCACCGGGAAUCACGGGAGAGCUCUGGCUUGAGGGCCCCAUCGUCGGCGCCGGGUACCUGAAUGAAAAGGAAAAGACGUCAGCUGCUUUCGUCCACGACCCAUCAUGGCUUGUAAGGGGAGGGGGCGGUGUCCCGGGCCGUCAGGGACGUCUUUACAGAACUGGCGAUCUUGUGCGGCAGCUCGAUGACGGACCUCUAGUAUUUGUCGGACGCAAAGACACACAGGUCAAGAUCCGUGGCCAGAGAGUCGAGCUGGAAGACAUUGAGCACCACCUCCACCGCGUCAUGGCCAGACGGUGCGAGACCGUCACCUUGGUUGCCGAGGUCAUCAAGCCGGAAGGCCAGGAGCCCAUCCUCGUGGCCUACGUUGCCCUCUCAUCCCCUGGCGAGACGUCUCUGGAUGAUACCCUCGCCUCUUUGGUGGUUGGGGAGCCUAGCAAGGACUUGGCCCGCGCGCUUCCCGCACACCUCGUGCCUACGGCUUACAUUCCACUCAAGCAAAUCCCGCUCACGAUGACAGGCAAGACAGACCGCAAGCGCCUGCGCGAGAUGGGAGCCGCGAUGACGCGGGAUCAGCUGGUCGCUCUACACGAGACUCACUCGGGCAUCACCUCGAGGGAACCGUCCACUCCGGAGGAGAUGCAACUCAGGGAACUCUGGGCGCGGGUACUCAACCAGACAGAGAUAUCAAAGAUCAGCGCGGAGAGCAACUUCUUUGUCGUUGGCGGCGACUCCAUUCAGGCCAUGCGCAUAGUAGCUCUAGCCCACGAGCACGACAUGCGCCUGACUGUGGCCGACAUCUUCCAGAGUCCGCGCCUCAGCGACAUGGCGAAGCGGGUCGAGAUGGUGCAGAAGAAACAGUCGGCGUGCUCGGAGCCACAGCCGUUCACCCUGCUCUCCCAGGAUGACCUGGCAGGACAAGAACUCGGUGUUUUCAUCAGAGAGACGAUUGCGCCGGCCGUCGAGUUCCCGCUCAAGGAAAUCCAGGAUGUCAUGCCGACGACAGCCACCCAGGCCAUGUGCGCCGACGCGGCCAUGUACGAUCCGGCACAGGGGUGCUUCAUGAUCCACGUAGACGUCCCCGAGCGCGUCUCCCUCGACACGAUAGAGGAGUGCUGCCAAAAGGUCUGGGACCACCUCAGCAUCCUGGCCGCCGUGUUCGUGACGCCUGGCGAGAGGAUGUUGCAGGUGAUCCCACGAAAGUCGGCGGCGUCGGUCGAACGACACCAGAUUGGUGACGACCAGGACAUGGAUGGCUUCGCCACGGAAGUCUUUCACGCCGCCCUCCAGCCUGCCAUGGUUCCGGGGUCCCUCUACACGCGGUUCUACGUGCUGCACGGUGCGGGUCAGUCAACGCGCUGGGGCCUCCGGCUUUCUCACGCCCAUUUCGACCGCACUAGCUUGACGCCCAUCCUCGACUGCUUCGCGGCCAGCCUUCAGGGCAAGGCUUUGGCACCCAUGGCGCGCUUCUCGGGCUUCAUUGACUGCGUGCGCGAGGCAGAGGAUAGGAUGCUAGCUCACUGGCGCGAGGUGCUUUGUGGUUCGAGGCCUCUCGCGUUGACCCCUACGGGGCAGCCCGCUGAGAUUGUGUGUAUCAAGCGCGCCAUCCAGGCGCCGCCUGCGUUCGAUGGCUUCACAGCGGCGAAUCUUUACGUCGCGGCAUGUGUGCAGGCACUCGCUCAGCUGCGCGAUACUGACGACGUGGUGACGACCAUGACAGUGUCGGGCCGCUCCACACUUCCGCCCGCGCUGGCCAACGUCGUCGGCCCAACCGUUAACAUGGUGCCUCUGCGCGUGCGACUCGAUGCUCACAAGACAUUUAAAGGCACGCUCGAGGCAACGCGGCAGGCGCAGCUCGACGUGCUCGGCUUCGAGACGAGCACGGUCGCGCCGCUGUUCGAGGCCUGCACGCCCGCAGCGUCGUGGCAGCCCGAGGAACGUCGGUCGACGUACAUUCUACAAUUUCAGAACCCGGAGCCUUUCACGGUGGAUCUGAUGGGCGACGGCGAGUGCUGUCAAGAGCUCGGCUGGUUCGGACCGGACAAGGUGUGGGAUCACUCGGAGGAGGUGUGGCUCAUCGCGCGGCCGGACCCAGAGACUGAGACAUGGAACCUAUGGUACAGCGCCAACACAGUCAACUUUAGCCUGGAAAGGCUGGAGGAACUUGUCCGGGAGCUGGAAGUGGUCGUUCAAAGGAUAAUAAAAGACGCGGCGAAAUCAGAAGAUGGUUCGGAGGGGUAA
Messenger RNA from Colletotrichum acutatum, 6483 nucleotides. RefSeq lists its product as uncharacterized. Gene Ontology annotation, molecular function: phosphopantetheine binding; catalytic activity. Lineage: Eukaryota; Fungi; Ascomycota; Sordariomycetes; Glomerellales; Glomerellaceae. The transcript is spliced from 3 exons. The record is from RefSeq and is a predicted model, not a curated record. Gene Ontology annotation, cellular component: cytoplasm. The coding region runs from base 1 to 6483 and encodes 2160 amino acids. Gene Ontology annotation, biological process: amino acid activation for nonribosomal peptide biosynthetic process; secondary metabolite biosynthetic process.